UGAGCACCGCCUUCCCGGCCUAUAGGUCCUCAUCCGAGCUCUAGGGGACUUCCGGGCCGCUCUGCGCAUGCGUGGCGGCCAUAUUCGAAGUGGUUCGCAGGCAGCUGCUUUGGUUCUCGCUUCUUGCGGAGGAAAGCGGUCGUUGUAGCUGUGGAUUCUGAUUCUUCAUUGUUUUCUCUCCGGAAUUUUCUAAAGUUCAGAAACCAUGUCUCGAAGAUAUGACUCCAGGACCACUAUAUUUUCUCCAGAAGGUCGCUUAUACCAAGUUGAAUAUGCCAUGGAAGCCAUUGGACAUGCAGGCACCUGUUUGGGAAUUUUAGCAAACGAUGGUGUUUUGCUUGCAGCAGAGAGACGCAACAUUCACAAGCUUCUUGAUGAAGUCUUUUUCUCUGAAAAAAUUUAUAAACUCAAUGAGGACAUGGCUUGCAGCGUGGCAGGUAUAACUUCUGAUGCUAAUGUUCUGACUAAUGAACUGAGGCUCAUUGCACAAAGGUAUUUAUUACAAUAUCAGGAGCCAAUUCCAUGUGAGCAGUUGGUUACAGCACUGUGUGAUAUCAAACAGGCCUAUACACAAUUUGGAGGAAAGCGUCCCUUUGGUGUCUCGUUGCUGUACAUUGGCUGGGAUAAGCACUAUGGCUUUCAGCUCUAUCAGAGUGACCCCAGUGGAAAUUAUGGGGGCUGGAAAGCCACAUGCAUUGGAAAUAACAGUGCUGCAGCUGUGUCAAUGUUGAAACAGGACUACAAAGAAGGAGAAAUGACUCUGAAGUCGGCGCUUGCUUUAGCUAUCAAAGUGCUGAACAAGACCAUGGACGUUAGUAAGCUGUCUGCUGAGAAAGUGGAAAUCGCCACAUUAACCAGAGAGAAUGGGAAGACGGUGAUAAGAGUUCUCAAGCAAAAGGAAGUGGAACAGUUGAUCAAGAAACAUGAGGAAGAAGAAGCUAAAGCUGAGCGUGAGAAGAAAGAAAAAGAACAGAAAGAAAAAGAUAAAUAGGAGAUGGAAUCAAGGAUUUCAUAACUCGUGUGGGGCACUCUUUAAGUGUAGACAUUGUUCUAUUCUUCCAAGUCCAAGAAGGCUUUUUUUUAAAAAACAAAAAACUUGGACAGUGGAGAAAUAAGACAUGACCUAGUGAAUUGGGUCCUUGUCUCUUUAUUGUAAUGAUGAUGAUGAUCACUCUUCAUGGACAUCUUAAUUGCACACAAACCCCCUUUUUGGAAUAAAAUUUGGAAAGAAUGGAAA
This is a messenger RNA of Heterocephalus glaber (naked mole-rat), 1237 nucleotides long. It is a transcript of the gene Psma4, whose product is annotated as proteasome 20S subunit alpha 4. Gene Ontology annotation, cellular component: proteasome core complex; proteasome core complex, alpha-subunit complex. Gene Ontology annotation, biological process: ubiquitin-dependent protein catabolic process. NCBI's taxonomy places the organism in Eukaryota, Metazoa, Chordata, Mammalia, Rodentia, Bathyergidae. The record is from RefSeq and is a predicted model, not a curated record.